Camponotus floridanus (Florida carpenter ant) is the source of this 1681-nucleotide messenger RNA. RefSeq names its product pancreatic triacylglycerol lipase. Lineage: Eukaryota; Metazoa; Arthropoda; Insecta; Hymenoptera; Formicidae. Gene Ontology annotation, molecular function: lipase activity. The record is from RefSeq and is a predicted model, not a curated record. Gene Ontology annotation, biological process: lipid metabolic process. The coding region runs from base 522 to 1598 and encodes 358 amino acids. The transcript is spliced from 5 exons.
UUUUGUUGUUACUACGUUUUCUGAUACUCAUGCUAUGAACGAUUAUACUAGAUCACGCAUAUUAUCCGAGACGGAUGAUCAUCAUAUAAUUUGCUUUUUUUAAAGCACACGUAUCAGAAAAUGCAAAUGUAAAUAAUCCAAAUGAUAUCGAGUUGUUACUUUUUUACAUUUAUAAUAGCAUUUAAUAGCAUUUAUAAUAUUACCGGUUAAAACUAACCGGUUUUUAAACCGCUGAUUUAGCGCUGCGCGAUAUGCGUGCUUGAAGUGGUGUGUGCAAUUUGGUAAUCUGCACCCUUUUGAAUACAAUUAUAAUCUCCAAAGUCGCUUGACAGUACUUCCGCGCUCGCGAUAUAACUGUAGAGAUAAAAACUGAAGAAACUAGGCCAAGCGAGAGGGUAUAUACUGUCAUUUUAUCAUGAUGCUACCAGAAUUUAAAGAGGAGUCUUCAACCCCGUGGCAUCGACGAUUUAAUUACCACGAUCGGUUCGCACAACUUGUGAUCAUAAACAACUUUAUAUAAAAUGUUAUUAAAUCUAUUAUCGAGACAAAUUAUUGUUCUCAUUACACUGUGGUAUUCUUCUGCGUACUCGCAACGAUGGGAAAGCGGUUUACGCCAAAGAUACGACGGCUACGGAGAGGAUUGGAUAUUCAUGCCUGAUGGCAAUGGGCAACCCCAAGUAGCUGUAUUAAAAGUAGAAGAUGGCGAAAGGAGUGGCGUAUUGGAUGGAUCGGAGAUAGCUUAUAUAAUUUAUACUCGUUCCAAUCCAAAAGAAGGCACGCGAGUGACUCUAAAUGAUACCACGAAUCUCGCUAAUUCCGAUUUUAAGCCCUCGCGAAAAACAAAGUUCAUAACACACGGUUGGAAAUCAAGCGCCAUGAGCACUGGGCUUUUGAAGAUGAAAGAAGCUUUCCUCACUCAUGGUGAUUAUAAUGUUAUCCUCGUGGAUUGGGAACCCUUGGCUGCGAGCACAUUUUACUUGGGACCAAUGCAGAAUACUGUAAGAGUCGGAACUGAUGCUGCAAAUUUCAUAGAUUUUUUAAUGAAAGAAACUGGAUUAAAAACGGAGAACGUUCACUUUAUCGGCCAUUCUCUUGGUGCACACGUGGCUGGGAACGCGGGUGGUGCGACUAUUGCUGGGAAAUUAAGCAGAGUAACGGGCUUAGAUCCAGCGAUGCCGGGAUUCCAUAUGCUUACUUCUGAAAAAACUCGAUUGGAUUCUACUGACGCGGUAUUUGUCGAUAUCAUACAUUCCUGUGGAGGUGUAUUAGGCUUUCUUCAACCUCUAGGAAAGGUAGAUUUUUAUCCGAAUGCUGGUACGGCGGUUCAACCUGGAUGUUGCUGCGUUCCCGAAAUAAUGGAGGCAUGCAGUCAUGGACGAUCAUAUGAAUAUUUCACGGAAAGUAUCAAUUCGAAAACGGGAUUUUCAGCGACAAAAUGCGAUAACUGGGAUUCGUACAUGAACGGUAAAUGCGCCAAUUCGCAAGUGACGUUCAUGGGAGAGCAUGUCGAUCAGACAGCCGAGGGUUUAUUUUUUCUCAGAACGAGAUCGAGUCCACCUUUCGCGUACAUGCCGAAAAUAAUCGAUAACAAAGUGUAAAUAGAAACGAUAUAUGUACAAAUAAUUGUAAUUCCUUAAAAUGCAUACACAUUUUAAAAUAAUUCAUGUUAUCUUACACAAGU